Molecule: messenger RNA, 1296 nt
Organism: Penicillium brevicompactum
Lineage: Eukaryota; Fungi; Ascomycota; Eurotiomycetes; Eurotiales; Aspergillaceae
Exons: 5
Coding region: 1-1296 (431 amino acids)
Molecular function (GO): FAD binding; monooxygenase activity
Source: RefSeq, a predicted model, not a curated record
AUGCCCGCCCGUACCGAUUCGCCUCUCCAAGUCGCCAUCAUCGGUGCUGGACUUGGUGGUCUUGCAGCUGCAGUCUCUUUGCGUCGGCAAGGCCACUCCGUCACAGUCUAUGAAAGAUAUGAUUUCGCUGGUGAGGUCGGUGCAUCGCUGAGUGCGGCGUCGAAUGGCUCUCGUUUCUUAGAAGAAUGGGGGGUGGACGUUGAAGGAGCAAAGCCGGUCAUCCUCAAACAACUCAUCAUGCACAACUGGUCCAAUGGUGAAGUGCAAAGCACAUACCCACUGGGUGAUUACAAGUCGAAGUUUGGCACUGACUACAACAACUUUCAUCGCAUCGAUAUUCACAAACAGUUGCUAAAGUCUGCUUUCGAAGAAGCUGGAGCGGGGCCAAAAUGCGAGUUAAAGGUCAACUUCAAAGCGAUCGACGUGGACCCGGAUAAUGGAACGAUCAAGUUUGAGAAUGGCGAAGAGAGUACUGCAGAUAUCAUUGUGGCAGCAGACGGGAUUCGGUCUCUCACUCGGAACAUGAUUGGUAUUACCCCAGAGUUCGAGAUGUCUAGCUCCUGCUGCUAUAGGUGUAUCAUCGGAUCCGACAAGCUUCGCUCAUUGGGACUUGACGACUACAUUUCCAACGAAGCUAUCGAGUUCUGGGGUGGAUUCGGUAUCAACAAGAUAGUCAUGUCUCCUUGCAGCAAUGGGGAUGUUGUGAGCUGUUACUGCUUCUAUCCAGCGUCGCAUAACAAUGUCCGAGACGAUGGUUGGAGCAUCGCUGCUUCACCUCAACAACUGGUGGACACAUUCCCAGACCUGGAUCCAAGGAUGAAGACCUUGAUGCUCAAUGCAGAGGAUAUCAAGAUGUGGAGAUUAUACAAGCACCAGCCAUAUCCAUACUGGGUCAAAGGCAAGGUUUGCCUUCUAGGAGACGCAGGUAAGUGCCUUCGAAACCCAUCGCCCCAGUCUACCACGCUCGCUGACCUACGCACAGCGCACCCUAUGAUGCCCGAUCAAUCCCAAGGCUCCUGUAUGGCCUUUGAAGAUGCUGGGGCUCUCGGCCUUGUUUUCAACACAUCUUUCCGUGAGAAUUACAGUGCAGUGGAGGGCCUUCGGAUCUACGAAAAACUGCGCAGGGAAAGAGCUACACGGGUUCAAGAAGCCAGUUUCAGAGCUCGUGAGAAUCUGAAUGAGCGUAUUGGCUGGAGUUCAUCUACCGAUCGCCCAGGAAAGUUGACGAUCGAGGAAGUCUGUGGCUACAACAUGAGAGACCAUCUAGCUAAGCUGAUUGCUGAUAGGACAGCCUGA